UCGACCUCAUCUUAACCUCUCAUGCCGCGAAACCUGGCUACCCCACCACAGAAGAGGCGAAGACUCGACACCGGCGCAUCCUAUGUAGCAUCCUCCAGACCGCAAACGUUCUCUUUCCCCAGCACCCAAAUUUCCGCAGGCAUCCGCAACGUAUGCGGCUCGUGCCGUCGAGCCAAUCUGGGUCAAGCCGCUCUCCCUUCGUGCUCAAGGUGCACGCAGCCGACGUGCAGCGUCUGCUCGCGGACAUGCACGAUACGCGUGGCGAGCGUGCCACCGACGCCGCCACUGAGCUACACUCCCACUCCCACCCCGUCCCCGAGACACAAUGGCCUCAUCCUCGCACCGAGCACGAACUUACCACUAGAUAAACCGAGCAAUCCCCUCGCGACUCAUGGCAAGCGCAAGAAGCCGUUUGAGCCUGAGAACGAGGACAAAGAGUUUCUGCAGGCUGGCAAAGCCCUGGACGGAUUCGCCCCCGGAUGCGGGCACCUUGUUUGUCGGAGCUGCUGCCUGGAGCUAGAGGAGGGGGUGGCGUGCCGCGACUGCGAUGAACUUGCUAAGCGCGCACCGAACUAUCUUUUCUAGACCUCACAACCAUAAUUCUCAUCCAAACUACACUUACCCUGCUCCAUCCUACAUCCAACCUCGCCACUGUAUCCAUAUGUCCGCCUCCUGCGAAAUUUACUGCUUUGAACAAC
This is a messenger RNA of Schizophyllum commune H4-8, 698 nucleotides long. RefSeq lists its product as uncharacterized. The transcript is spliced from 3 exons. The record is from RefSeq and is a predicted model, not a curated record. The coding region runs from base 22 to 585 and encodes 187 amino acids. NCBI's taxonomy places the organism in Eukaryota, Fungi, Basidiomycota, Agaricomycetes, Agaricales, Schizophyllaceae.